Messenger RNA from Suncus etruscus (white-toothed pygmy shrew), 1657 nucleotides. RefSeq names its product GDNF family receptor alpha 1 (gene GFRA1). Gene Ontology annotation, cellular component: external side of plasma membrane; signaling receptor complex. Lineage: Eukaryota; Metazoa; Chordata; Mammalia; Eulipotyphla; Soricidae. The record is from RefSeq and is a predicted model, not a curated record. Gene Ontology annotation, biological process: nervous system development. The coding region runs from base 213 to 1604 and encodes 463 amino acids. The transcript is spliced from 9 exons. Gene Ontology annotation, molecular function: signaling receptor activity.
CCGUCUUCGCACCCGCCCGCCCAGCGCAGAGUGGCCGGCGGCGGCUGCCGGACUCGGGACGUUUCCUCGCGCCCUGCAUGGAGCUGAACUUUGGGCGGCCAGAGCAGCGUAGCGGCCCAGCGAUCCGAGCGCGCUGAGCUCACUCGGGGAGACCCAGCAGCGGCCUGGGAAUAUUUUUUUGGGGGGGCGGGGACCCUCUGCGCUCCGGCACCAUGUUCCUGGCCACCCUGUACUUCGCGCUGCCGCUCUUGGACGUGCUCCUGACCGCCGAGGUGAGCGGUGGGGACCGGCUGGACUGCGUAAAAGCCAGCGACCAGUGCCUGAAGGAGCAGAGCUGCAGCUCCAAGUACCGCACGCUCAGGCAGUGCGUGGCGGGCAAGGAGACCAAUUUCAGCCUGACCUCGGGCCUAGAGGCCAAGGACGAGUGUCGCAGCGCCAUGGAGGCCCUCAAGCAGAAGUCCCUCUACAACUGCCGCUGCAAGCGCGGCAUGAAGAAGGAGAAGAACUGUCUGCGCAUCUACUGGAGCAUGUACCAGAGUCUGCAGGGGAAUGAUCUACUUGAAGAUUCCCCCUAUGAACCAGUCAACAGCAGAUUGUCGGAUAUAUUCCGGGUGGUCCCAUUCAUGCCAGUUGAGCACAUUUCCAAAGGGAACAACUGCCUGGAUGCAGCCAAGGCAUGCAACCUUGAUGACACUUGCAAGAAGUACAGGUCCGCCUACAUCACCCCAUGCACCAGCAGCAUGUCCAAUGAGGUGUGCAACCGCCGCAAGUGCCACAAGGCUCUCCGGCAGUUCUUCGACAAGGUGCCAGCGAAGCACAGCUACGGGAUGCUCUUCUGUUCAUGCCGAGAUAUUGCCUGCACCGAGCGCAGGCGUCAGACCAUCGUGCCCGUGUGUUCCUAUGAGGAGAGAGAGAAACCCAACUGCCUGAAUCUCCAGGACUCCUGCAAGACCAAUUACAUCUGCAGAUCCCGCCUGGCCGACUUUUUUACCAACUGCCAGCCAGAGUCAAGGUCUGUGAGCAGCUGUUUAAAGGAGAACUACGCUGACUGCCUCCUCGCCUACUCGGGGCUUAUUGGCACCGUCAUGACCCCCAACUACAUAGACUCCAGCAGCCUCAGUGUGGCCCCCUGGUGUGACUGUAACAACAGUGGAAAUGACCUGCAAGAAUGCUUGAAGUUUUUGAAUUUCUUCAAGGACAAUUCCUGUCUUAAAAAUGCAAUUCAAGCCUUUGGCAAUGGCUCCGAUGUGACUGUGUGGCAGCCAGCUCUCCCAGUUCAGACCACCACUGCUACUAGCACCACUGCCUUCCGGCCCAAGACCAAGCCCCUGGGGCCAGCAGGGUCUGAGAAUGAAAUUCCUACCCAUGUUUUACCACCUUGUGCUAACUUACAGGCACAGAAGCUGAAAUCCAACAUAUCAGGAACCGCCCAGCUCUGUCUUGCUGAUCGGGAGUUUGAAAAGGAUGGUCUUGCUGGGGCUUCCAGCCACAUAACCACAAGAUCAAUGGCUGCCGUGCCUCACUCUGCUCUGAGUCCACUGCUGGUCCUGGUGGUCACUGCCCUGUCUACCCUCUUAUCUUUAUUUGUGGCAGAAACAUCGUAGCUUCAUUGCAAGACAACAGGAUGGACAUGUAAAAAGACAAAAGAAGAAAACCC